UGUCUCACCGAUAAGGGAUCAGAACUCACCCGAAUUGCCGUGGUGGACACCGCCGGUCGCUGUAUUAUGAAUGAACUUGUCAAGCCAAAAUGGCCAAUCAGGAAUUACUUGACCUGUUACUCGGGGAUCACGGAGGAGUUGCUACGCCCCGUGCAAACCACCCUGGCAGAAAUCCAGAGCCGAUUAAACGAUAUUCUGCCUCCGGAUGCCAUUUUGGUGGGCCAUUCCUUAGAUGCUGAUCUCCGAGCUCUAGAAAUGAUUCACCCGUAUGUUAUAGACACUUCGCUUCUCUAUGCCCGGAAAGGGGGCAAAAGAUUCAAGCUGAAGUUUUUAGCAGCUGCUGUUUUAGGGAAAGAAAUUCAGAACACGGGCGAAUUGGGUCACGAUCCCACCGAAGACGCCCAAUGCGCCCUUGAGCUGGCCCAGUAUUUCAUUGAACAAGGAUCCAGGAAAGUAGGUGCCUUAGCUCUUUUUACGACUGUUGUUUUAAGGACAGGAAUGGAUGUGUCUUUUUACCCUGACACGGUCCUAACAGUGAGGACAAUUGACCAGUGGAACAGAAGUUGCCUCCAGAAAUGGUGAGCGCUCCCA
This is a messenger RNA of Thamnophis sirtalis, 591 nucleotides long. NCBI's taxonomy places the organism in Eukaryota, Metazoa, Chordata, Lepidosauria, Squamata, Natricidae. The record is from RefSeq and is a predicted model, not a curated record.